CACAGGAGAAACGAUGGAGUUAGGUCAUGCCGACCCUGGACAUCCACAGCCAGCCAACAAGGUUGAAGAUAUUGAGGCAAAACCUCCGACAUUUCCGACAACCCAAGAGCUUUCUACUUCAGCAAAAAAAGAAUCCUCUCCACUUUCUAACGUACCACCAGACAUGCCAUCUCAAGGUCCGCCUUCACUUGCUAAUGGCGACGACCGCGCCCGUGAUCGUGAGAGCGGUGCAUCUC
This is a messenger RNA of Dentiscutata heterogama, 236 nucleotides long. Lineage: Eukaryota; Fungi; Glomeromycota; Glomeromycetes; Diversisporales; Gigasporaceae. The record is from the annotation of a GenBank genome assembly.